AAGGGUUGCAAAGUGCGUGGUAGUGUGAGCGGCGUGCGCGUUUUUCGGAUAAGCUGUUGUUUAUUAAAACUUUUAUUAAUGUAUAAACAAUAAACCGUGUAAAAAUGUCACGAAAUAUACCCGACAGGUGGCUCGCAUAUGAGCCUUACGGGACAGUUAUCGGCGACACAAACAUAUUGGCAAUUAAAGUUCCUUUGAAAGAGACGAUAUCAAGACAGCUGCCACCACAAAAACAGUUCACACCAGCGAAGCUGAUGGCCAACUUUCCAAAACUGAAGUUCCUCGUGGAUCUGACGAAUACGAAUCGUUACUACAAUGCAAAGGAAUUUCAGGAAGCUGGAAUAAAGUACAUAAAAAUAAUGGUACCUGGUCAACAGGUGCCCUCGUUGGAAUGUGUUAAGCGAUUUUGUGCUGUGAUGCAUCAGUUCAAUUCGGAGGCAAAAAGCGGUGAACUUAUCGGCGUUCAUUGUACUCAUGGCAUUAACCGGACGGGCUACCUGAUUUGUCGUUAUCUCGUGCAACAAUUAGGGUGGGAACCACAAAAAAGUUUGAAAGCUUUUGAGAAGGCACGUGGCUAUCCGAUCGAGCGAGCAGCCUACGUCACCAACUUAAUGAACGUAUCGCGUGGAAAACUCGACGUGUCAGACGUUAAUUUGCGAGUUGGCAGACAUAGGUUCGAUCGUGCACGAAAUGUGAACGGGCGUCCAUAUCCUCUGCCACCCCGUCCACCAUUUAAUGGGUUACCACCUCCAAGACCUUUUGGCGGUCCCAGGCCACCGAUAAUGCCACCGCUUCCACCUCCACCCCCGGGAAGAUGGCUCGAUGGCCCCCGACCACAGGCGUACGGCAUGUUAGGGCCUCGACCUCCUGGCCUAGGGCCUCGACCUCCUGGCCCAGGCCCUUUUCCGGGCCCCCGUUUCGCAUCGAGGAUGUCAGGCCCUCCCGGAAUUCCGUGUCCUUCGAGAUUACCACCGCCAAAUAUCGGACCACCCUCUAGACUCCCGGGACCGGGAAUGCCACCUCCCAGGUUACCACCGCCCGGAAUGAUACCGCCGAGGAUACCACCGCCAGGAAUAUCCCCUCGGCUACCACCACCAGGUAUGGGUCCACCUCGCCCCCCUCUACCGAUGAUGCCACCGCCACGUACCUCAGCAACAAGAUUAUCAAAUGUCCGCAGAGCCCUCGAUCAUUUGAGAUCUGAAAUUCCAGGAAGCGGCCCAUUCAUUCGGACUAAAGCUGCCAAACUAUCAAACGUUUCACUCGGAACUUCUGAUAGUAAUCUAGGGCUCAAAACUGCUAAAGAUUUGGAUUUCACGGUUGACACUUUCGACGAGAAUCUUACGGCUUCUGUUGGCCCAUGAGACAGGCCCAAGCCUCGAUCGGCUCGACCAAUCGCGAAAGGACGCUUUCAGACUUCGCAUUAAAUCUCGUACCAUUAUUCCUGAAUCAUUUAUUCAUAUUAUUCGACGUUCAUUCGAAGAUGCCGUGAAUCUCCGCUCCAUCUAAUAAAUAUGUCACAGUGUAUAAAACGACGAAUGAGUUUUGUUUCUCGUGUCUCAAACUAAGUGACUCGUUCAAUCGUCAGAUUGACAAGAUAACAGAGACUGCUCUAUCAGCUCUGCAUAAUAAGCGAAAUGUUACAGCUUAAAAUAUAUCAUGAAACAAGGUCCAAGUGCAAGUGGAAAGCAAAACUGGUUUUUCGACCACUUUACAUUCGUAUCUUUAAUGAUCUUAGUAUAUUUUUUUGUUUUCUAUCAUCAUUCUACGAAACCGACAACUACUAUGAUGUUUAUAACCCUGACGAUUUUGUGCACUCUCGUUCAUGCGACCAAUAUUUUUACCAACAAUUAGGUAACGAUGCAAUAGAGUUUGUGCGUUUUAAAAGGAUUCCUCAAUUGAAUAAAUAAAUGAAAUUUACUCCUA
Molecule: messenger RNA, 1923 nt
Organism: Venturia canescens
Lineage: Eukaryota; Metazoa; Arthropoda; Insecta; Hymenoptera; Ichneumonidae
Product: basic proline-rich protein
Exons: 9
Coding region: 105-1361 (418 amino acids)
Biological process (GO): protein dephosphorylation
Molecular function (GO): protein tyrosine/serine/threonine phosphatase activity; polynucleotide 5'-phosphatase activity
Source: RefSeq, a predicted model, not a curated record